UUCUCCAAUCUCACUCCCAAAAAACACUUUCGUCUCUCUCUCAACGGUUUGUUCUCUCUUCUCUCGAUUUGAGUUUCGAAGUUCGUUAAGCUUCACACGCCGUUCGAUGGGGUCGGUCUCCGAUCCAGGCGAGUUGACCGAGUUAGCUCAGCCGAGUUUCGAGGAGUUUCAGAAGCAGACGUCGCUGAUGACGAGCUGCACGCUUCUGUGGAAAGAGCUCUCCGAUCACUUCACCACGCUCGAGGAGAAUCUGAUGAAGAAAUCGGAGGCGCUUAAGGGGAUGAUCGAGGCACUGGACAGCCAGACUCAGACCUCUCUCGAGUCGCUGAAGCGCAGGGAGGCUACGAUCGAGCGGAGCGUGGAGAUCGUCGCCGGGAAAGUCGGGGAGCGAGCUCGAGCUGCUCUUGAGUCGCUCGAGAAAGCUAGAGACGGCGGAGGUUACGGAGAGGUUGACGAUGACGAGGAAGGGCUUCUCUCUGCUUUGAAGUCUCUGUGUUUGAAGAUGGACGCGAGGGGGUUCUGGAGCUUCGUGACGGCGAGGAAGAAGGAGCUAGAGGGGCUAAGGUCGAAGAUCCCGGCGGCGUUGGGGGAUUGUGUGGAUCCGGCGAUGCUGGUGCUCGAGGCGAUCUCCGAGGUGUUUCCGGUGGAUAAGAGGGGCUCUGGGGAGAAGAUGAGUAAUGAUUUCGGGUGGGCUUGUGUGGUGAUUCUCGAGAGCUUGGCGCCUGUGAUUGUUGAUCCUGUGAUGGGGAAGGCGAGGCUGCUUGUUACGCCGAGCGUUGAGGCGAAAGCUAAGGAGAUUGCGGAGACGUGGAAGGCGGGGUUGGAGGAGAGAGGAGGGAGGGUGGAGAAUGUGAAGACACCUGAUGUGCAUACGUUUCUUCAGCAUGUUGUGACGUUUGGGAUUGUUAAGAGUGAGGAUCUUGGUCUGUAUAGGAAGCUUGUCGUUGGAUCCGCGUGGCGUAAACAGAUGCCGAAGCUUGCUGUUUUAGUUGGUUUGGGUGAUCAAAUGCCUGACAUGAUUGAAGAGUUAAUCAGCAGGGGGCAACAGCUUGAUGCUGUUCAUUUCACUUAUGAAGUUGGCCUUGUGGAUAAGUUCCCUCCCGUUCCUUUACUCAAAGCCUAUCUAAGGGACGCAAAGAAGACAGAAGACUCCAGCAAUACCGGCCGAGCUUCGCAUCUUGUGGCGCGCAAGGAGCAAUCAGCUCUCAAGGCAGUCUUGAAAUGCAUAGAAGAGUACAAACUCGAGGAAGAGUUCCCUCCAGAGAACCUCAAGAAGCGGUUGGAACAGCUAGAGAAGACCAAAACCGAGAAGAGGAAACCAGCAGCUGUACCGGCGAACAAGAGAACCAGAGCCAGCUACAACGGUCCAAUGCCACCAGCGAAAGCCGGGCGUAUCACAAACGCAUACGUCUCUUCCUUCCCGUUCAUCAGAUCACCCUCUCACUCCCCUCAGUACGCUUCACCUGCAGCAUCUUACCCAUCCCCACCUACCACUGUCUACAGCAACAGGAGCCCACCAUAUCCAUACUCCCCUGAGCUUAUCCCCGCCUCAUACCAAGCCUCACCUAUGGGUUACCCAGCGUACAACGGUUAUUGCAACGGCCCUGUUCCAGCUCCAGCUCCAGCUCCUCCGGUUUACCACCCGCACUACCCUCAGCAGCACCACCAACACGCCCACCAUCAGCAAGCUUACUACUGAACUUAGACAGUGUGUGUGAUGACAAAUCAAGAAGGAAAGAAUGGUAAUAACCAACAACCACUGAUACUGUGACAACUACUCUGUAUCUGCAUCUUUGUCUCUUUCUACGUUGUCGUUUUGUCUGUUGUAAUAUUUUCGAAGCCUAACUCUGUUUUAGUAAGUUAGCUAUCUUCCUGUUGUGUGUUAAAAACAUCGGGCUCUGUUUCUGCUCAUAAGCUUUUGUAAUGCCUAAUAUUCUGUCAAACAAUCUUAUCUUUCUGUUUAUUAUAUGACAACUUCUCUUUGUCAGAAA
Molecule: messenger RNA, 1991 nt
Organism: Raphanus sativus (radish)
Lineage: Eukaryota; Viridiplantae; Streptophyta; Magnoliopsida; Brassicales; Brassicaceae
Product: FRIGIDA-like protein 4a
Exons: 3
Coding region: 107-1699 (530 amino acids)
Source: RefSeq, a predicted model, not a curated record